AUGGCGGACAACAAGGUCUACCGCGCCAGCACGACGGCGCCCGUCAACAUCGCUGUUGUCAAGUACUGGGGCAAGCGCGACGCGAAGCUCAACCUCCCCACCAACAGCUCGCUCUCCGUCACCCUCUCCCAGGCCGACCUUCGGACCCUGACAACGGCCUCCUGCUCGGCUUCUUACCCCGCAGGCGACAGCCUCAUCCUCAACGGCGAGGCCGCGGAUGUCUCGGGCGCCCGUACGCAGGCCUGCUUCCGCGAGCUGCGCGCCCGCCGCGCUGCCCUCGAGGAGAAGAACCCCUCGCUCCCGAAGCUCUCGGCGCUGCCGCUGAAGAUCGUCACCGAGAACAACUUCCCCACGGCCGCGGGUCUCGCGUCGUCGGCCGCAGGCUUCGCCGCCCUCGUGCGCGCUAUCGCCGACCUCUACGAGCUCCCGGACUCGCCCUCGGAGCUGUCCCUCAUCGCGCGACAGGGCUCCGGCUCGGCGUGCCGCAGCCUGUUCGGCGGGUACGUCGCGUGGAGGAUGGGCGACCGGGCAGACGGCACGGACUCCAAGGCCGACCUCGUGGCCGAGGCGUCGCACUGGCCCGACAUGCGCGCGCUGAUCCUCGUCGCCAGCGCGGCCAAGAAGGGCGUGUCGUCGACGUCGGGCAUGCAGCAGACGGUGGCGACGUCGGGGCUGUUCAAGCAGCGCGUGGCCGAGGUCGUGCCGAAGCACAUGGCCGAGAUGGAGGACGCCAUCGCCCGGCGCGACUUUGAACAGUUCGCCGAGGUUACGAUGAAGGACUCUAACUCGUUCCACUCGUCGUGCUCCGACACGUACCCCCCCAUCUUCUAUAUGAACGACGUGUCGCGCGCCGCCAUCCGCGCCGUGGAGCAGAUCAACUCCGCCGCUGGCAAGACUGUGGCCGCCUACACCUUCGAUGCCGGCCCGAACGCCGUCAUCUACUACCUCGAGAAGGACACCGACGCCGUCGUCGGUGCCUUUGCGCCUAUCCUGGCCUCGGUCGGCGGGUGGAAGGAGGGCGUCGAGGGCGUCAAGUCUUCGGUCACGCUCGACGAGACCGUAGCCGGCAUCCUCAAGGGCGGUGUCAGUCGUGUCAUCCAGACUGGAGUUGGCGAGGGCCCGAUCAAGUCGGACAUCUACCUCGUUGGCGAGGACGGCCAGACCGUCCAGCGAUGA
Molecule: messenger RNA, 1176 nt
Organism: Colletotrichum higginsianum IMI 349063
Lineage: Eukaryota; Fungi; Ascomycota; Sordariomycetes; Glomerellales; Glomerellaceae
Product: Diphosphomevalonate decarboxylase
Exons: 2
Coding region: 1-1176 (391 amino acids)
Biological process (GO): isoprenoid biosynthetic process; isopentenyl diphosphate biosynthetic process, mevalonate pathway
Cellular component (GO): cytosol
Molecular function (GO): ATP binding; diphosphomevalonate decarboxylase activity
Source: RefSeq, a predicted model, not a curated record